AUGCAACUCACCACGCUCAAGGGCUUUGCCGCCUCAGCCCUGGUCAUCCUCGCGCCGGUCGCCGACGCCUCAGCCCUUCACGGAAACAUGCACCACCAGGCCCGUCGAUACACGCACCUGCACCACGAACACCAUCACCGCGCUGUCGAGAGCCCCCCAAGCUCCGCCUCCUCCCUCGUCAAGCGCGGCACCUGUGAAUUCCCUACCGACGACCCAAAUCUCGUCGCCGUUACACCGGAUAAGGCGAAUGCUGGCUGGGCCAUGAGCCCCGAUCAGCCCUGCAAGCCCGGUUCCUACUGCCCCUUUGCCUGUAAGGAGGGCUUGGUUAUGAACCAGUGGCAACCGGAUUCGACAUACGACUUUCCUCAGUCUAUGAACGGCGGUCUCUUGUGCGGCGACGACGGCGUUGUGAAGAAGCCAUUCCCAGACAGGCCCAACUGUGUCCCCGGUACCGGUGCUGUCAAGGCCGUCAACAAGUGCUCCGCCAAGUUGUCCUACUGCCAGACCGUUCUGCCUGGCAAUGAGGCUAUGUUGAUUCCUACUCUUGUCCAAUCGACUUCUAACCUCGCUGUUCCCGAUCAAACCUACUGGGCCAAAACCGCCGCCCACUACUAUAUCAACCCUCCUGGUGUUGGUGUUGAGGGAUGCAUCUGGGGUACCGAAUCUAAGGCUGUCGGCAACUGGGCUGCCUUUGUCGCCGGUGCUAACACGGUUGAUAAUGGUGAAACCUAUGUCAAGAUUGGUGUUAAUCCUGUUUGGGAGAGUUCUGACCUCUCACACACCAAGCCCAACUAUGGCCUGAAGAUUGAAUGCCCCGAUGGAGACUGCAACGGUCUUCCCUGCGAGAUUAGCCCUGACGCAGAAGUCAAGAGCAACAACCUCGGUGUUGGCGCUGGCGGCGCGAAGUUCUGCGUCGUAACCGUUGCGAAGGGCAAGCAUGCUCAGAUUGUGGCCUUUGAUCGCUCUGGUGGACAGUCUUCCGCUCCCGUUGGCAAUGCCAUGUCCGGCCAGGACUCUUCCUCCUCUUCCUCGCCACCCCCCCAGAGCUCCCCCAAGAGCUCCUCCACACCUCCUCCGCCGUCGACCACCUCUACUCCCAGUCCUACGCCUUCGCCCACACCCUCUAGCAGCAGCACCAGCACCAGCACCAGCACCGACUCUCCCAUCCCUAGCUCUUCGCAGGUCACAACCACUACCACUACUACCACUGUCAGCACUCCCUCGUCUACCACAAGCGAAACACCUACCGUGCAGCCUGGUAUCUUCCACGAAGAGAAGAACAACACCGCCACCCACACCCCCAACAGCACCUACGCAGCAUCUCCCACUAGCCCCCAGACAACCCCUACUACCAAGGACCAGAAGAACGAGGCUGGACGUUCGCAGGGCAGAACUACCAUGGCCAAACACCCAUCGGCGAUGAUGUUUGUUGUACUGGCGCAUGUGUCUGGCGUGACGUUUGCUUCGCCGCAAACGGCUGUCGAGAUGCUUCUUCUUCCCUUGCCGGAGGCUUCUUUUUUAUAA
Molecule: messenger RNA, 1524 nt
Organism: Cordyceps militaris CM01
Lineage: Eukaryota; Fungi; Ascomycota; Sordariomycetes; Hypocreales; Cordycipitaceae
Product: SUN domain protein (Adg3), putative
Exons: 2
Coding region: 1-1524 (507 amino acids)
Source: RefSeq, a predicted model, not a curated record